Nerophis ophidion (straightnose pipefish) is the source of this 746-nucleotide messenger RNA. Its product is annotated as D-glutamate cyclase, mitochondrial-like. Gene Ontology annotation, biological process: glutamate metabolic process. The transcript has 7 exons. Bases 198 to 746 code for a protein of 182 amino acids. Lineage: Eukaryota; Metazoa; Chordata; Actinopteri; Syngnathiformes; Syngnathidae. The record is from RefSeq and is a predicted model, not a curated record. Gene Ontology annotation, molecular function: D-glutamate cyclase activity.
AAGAAGACAAAACUCAGACGUCAUUUCCGGUCCUGCAACUUUGCUCACAUAUUCCAGGUACCGGCAAGCUCACCUGGUCAUCCUCCCUAAACAUUUGGCCGACGACUUUGAGGCGUUCUGCCACAGUAAUCCUGCUCCUUUGCCGCUGCUGGAGCGCAGACAGUGGGGGGACAACUCCUGCCCGCCUCUGGCUAAAGAUGAUGUCAUCAGGCGUUCUGAAAAGCACAAUACCAGUGGUCACCUUUGAAGAAAGUGGUCCAAACUCUGCACUUCAUUUCUUGUGUCACCAUGGCGACACGACUAAGCCCAGGUAUGACCACAUGGUGGCGAUAGAGCGCAGCGGGCGAGCUGCAGAUGGGAACUACUACAACAUGAGAGGAAUAAACAUCAAACAUCUUGUGGACCCAAUUGAUGACUUGUUUAUUGCUGCACACAAGCUGGCAGGAAUGACAAGUACAGGAAUUGGUGAUGGAGGCAAUGAGCUGGGGAUGGGCAAAGUGAAGGACAAGGUGAAAAGCCUGAUGCCAAAGGGGGAGCUGAUAGCCUGUGAGGUUCCCGCGGACUACGCCAUCACCGCAGGGGUGUCCAACUGGGGAGGGUACGCUGUGGCCUGUGGCCUCUACCUGCUGCACACCUGUCCCACACACCUGCGAUAUCUGCACAAAGGACUGGGGAAGCAUCACCUGACUUCUCAAGUGUUACAACAUUGCACCGCCAACCUGCCAUCUGUGGACAAGGCGUUCUGA